This is a messenger RNA of Anopheles nili, 2499 nucleotides long. RefSeq lists its product as uncharacterized. Gene Ontology annotation, molecular function: protein tyrosine phosphatase activity. Bases 1 to 2499 code for a protein of 832 amino acids. Gene Ontology annotation, biological process: positive regulation of G2/M transition of mitotic cell cycle; positive regulation of G2/MI transition of meiotic cell cycle; protein dephosphorylation. Gene Ontology annotation, cellular component: nucleus; cytoplasm. The transcript has 4 exons. The record is from RefSeq and is a predicted model, not a curated record. Lineage: Eukaryota; Metazoa; Arthropoda; Insecta; Diptera; Culicidae.
AUGGAUAACGUAGUGAAAGCCGUGGGUGCUGCGAAUAUUGAGAAAAUAAUUGACAAAACAUCAUCCAACCCGGCGAUGCAGCAUUUCCAGACGAAUGAUUCAAGUGCUAGUACCAAUGACGACGAACGUGUCGUAUUGCAUGCCGACCAAGCCAAUAAAAGUGGUUGUGCUUUCGAAACACCGACGACGGAUAGAAACCUAUUCCGAUUGCAAAAGUGCUCCACGAAAAUAUUUGGCCUCUCGCCCGUUUCGGAAAUUGCCGCUGCACUGCAAGACUCUGGCCUGAACUCUCCCAAAUUGAGCCUGGAAAAAUUGAAGCUAAUUCGCACAGUCAAAGAAGACAAAUUUCAACACGUGACUGAUGAGAGUGAGAUAACGUCAUCCACUAAAUGUUCCACCAGCAAAGAGCAGCUCCCGAAUGCAGACGAGUGUUGUCAAAAUCUUGACAAUGUCGACGGCGACAUCAAAGACGAUGGAUCCAGUCAGUGGCAACAGCAGCAGGACGAUGCAAAGAUGUUGAACCACAGCCGUUUCACGCUCAACUCCGCCGGUCGAUCACCAGCAACCCGUCGGGCGGAACAGCUCCAACGCAGCACCCAGCGCCGGCAACACAUCAUUCCCCAGCGCAUUAUCUACGACGAUGGCUGCAAAAUGCUGGGCUCACCGAGCAAGGACAACCUUCCCACGGAGGAGCUGUCGUUCUACCAGAGCCACAGCCCGCAGCAGAGUCCGCGCCCGUGUAGCCCGUGCACGCUUUGUCCGGAGGAUCCGCUGGGUGGCGAACUGCUACCGUCGGAGAACAACUCACCCACCGUGGCGAUUCCGAUCGGCAUCAAGCAUGCGUCCGGGCCCAUCGUCGGUGGCAAGCAGGUCACCACCGGUACGCUGGGUUACCGCCUGCGACGACCGCUGGACGAUCACGAUCCGAACUCGAUGGAUUCCGGUUAUGGCGCGAGCGUCCUUAGCGACGUCCUGAUGAGCUCCAUCCACAGCAGCAGCAGCAGCAGCAGCACCAUCAGCAGCACCGGUGGCAGCUCCGGACUUAUCGCGCCAAAAUCGCACUCCAUAUUCCAGUUCAGCCAGCAGCCGUCCGCGAGCUCGGUCUCGAUGUCACGGCACAGUUCCACCUCACCGUCGAGCGCGCGUAGCCGAUUCCUGCACAGCAGCCUUUCGUCCGGUUCGAUGGAGUCGAUGGACGAAAUGGAGCUGUUCGACAUGGAAGCGAUGGAGGAUGACGAGCUGCAAGGCGCGUCGGAAGCUUACGGGGCGUCGCAUCAACACGCGGCACCGCAUCAAGCCCUGCAGUCGACGAUGCUGCCCAGCGGCUUGAGUUCGCUGAUUUGUGGCACCAUCAAGACGACGCGCACAAGCAACACUCCCGAGCAGAAGCGACCGUUCGUGCGGCGCUGCCUGAGUUUGACGGAGAACACCAACAACAAGCUGAACAUCCAGCAGCUGCAGCAUCAGCAACAGCAGCAGCAGCAGCAGCAACACGCCGGUGUUGUCGCGACGCAGUUGAAGACACCGGAGCGUUUCUGUCGGCGCAUGAUCGCGACGGAGGAUCAGGAGAACUACAACCUGACACCGUUCGCAACCCGCCCGACGGUGGGCUCUCCGGCGGAAGUGACGCGUUGCUUCAAGCGGCCCGAACCACCAGGCAUCAGUCCGGUGCAGAGCAAACGCAGCAAAACCCAGUCGGACUCGAUGGCAACUGUCGUGAGCGUUUUUGAUAGCCCAGCACGCACGACCGUCCUGGCGGCCGUCCCGAAGAAGGUGGUCUACCAGAAGUCGAUCUCGAUGAACGAUGCCCAGAUUAUGACCGCCCUGUCGCGGUCCUCGUCCGAGCCGGAUCUGAUCGGGGACUUCAGCAAAUCGUACGUGCUGCCGUUGAUGGACGGCCAGCAUCGGGAUUUGAAGUCGAUCUCGGGGGACACGAUGGCGCGGUUGGUACGGGGCAGCUACAACGACAAGAUCGCAAGCUUCAAAAUCAUCGACUGCCGGUACCCGUACGAGUUCGAGGGUGGUCAUAUACGGGGCGCGAAGAACCUCUACACGCAGGAGCAGAUCAUCGAGGAGCUGAUCAAGUCUAAGGCUGAAUCGCCGGUGGUCACCGGAAACCAGGAUGGGCCGGUGCGGCGCCACAUCAUCGUGUUCCAUUGCGAGUUUUCGUCCGAGCGAGGUCCUAAACUGUCUCGUUUCCUGCGCAAUCACGAUCGCAUCCUGAAUGCGGACAGCUACCCAGCGCUUCACUAUCCCGAGAUGUACCUGCUGCAUGGUGGUUACAAGGAUUUCUUCAAGGCGCACGCCGAGCUCUGCGAUCCGAUCGCCUACCGGCCGAUGCUGGAUCCGGAGUUUGGCGAUGCGUACCGCCACUUCCGGGCCAAGUCUCGCAGUUGGAAUGGCGACGGUACGGGUACGAUCAAAGCUGCGGCCACAUCUGGCUCGCUGAACGGUGGUCCGAGCCGUCUCACCAAGUCCCGAUCAAGACUGAUGCUGUAA